GUAAGAAAUAACAUCCGGGAAUCAGUGUUAUGGCGGCCGUGAGGGAGGGAGAAUAUGACGCAGAAACUACCCACUUACCUGUUACUAAUGGAAAAUGUGUAGGGGAUGAGGUGAAGGAGGAACAAGAGAGCCAGGUAGAGCAAGUUGAGAGCCUCGUCCAGGGGAGAGAUAAGGGGAGCUUCAGGAAUUUUCCAGGAUUUCUGGACAUGUCGUCGCCAGCUUCUCCAUCUUCGUUGGGAAAAAUGGAUUCAAAGUAUUCACCAGAACCGCCUUUAUGCAGUGCAGAGUCAGGUCCAUUAGACACAAGUGAUCACCACCACCAUCACCACCAUCACCACCACAGGGAUCAUCACCACCACCAUCACCAUAAGAAAAAGAAGCACAGGGAAAGAGACAGAGACCGGGCCCACCAUAAGAAACACCGGCACAGGGAUAAAGAUCGCAGUGGAGAAGCUCGUAUCAGAUGGAGAAGUGAAAAUGGAAGCAGUGGCAGUGGAACACCAGAGCACGAUGCUUCAGAGGAGAGGAGCUACACUCCCCCUGUUCACCAAGACACAAGAGUAUUAUCAAGAAGAUGUCGAGGAUCCUCUGAAGAUGGCGACUCCUCACGAUCACUGUCUCUUACUCCUCCAAGAUGUCCCACUUCACCACACACACGUAAUAACAUACAUGAUAGAAACAAUCAGCAAAGCCAUCCGGAUUCCUCCAGGGUACCUCUGUUGCCGCAUGGAUUGGAGAAUUCUUCACCUUCAACAUCUUCACCAAGCCCUCCUAUUCUGCCUACCUCAUCAGCUACUCCACUUCCAAGACCACCUGGAACCCCUCCAAUGUCAAGAUCAAGUUGUAUUCCUCCAAGAUCCCCAGGCUCUUCUUCCCCACACGAGUCCCCAGGAACUCCAUCCAUAACAUAUCCUUCCUUACCCUUUCCUUUCUCAGUGCAAGCUGAAAACUCUGCUACUCCUAGAAUAUGUCCCACUUCACCAUCAUCCUUCCCUCCAAGACCUCACGAAACCUCCAUACCUGUUACUCCAACUCGAUCAAUAUCACCUGAAUCUCCGUGGUCCCUCAGAUCACCAGGAACACCUCCACCACCUCCAAGAUCACCAGAUAUUCCUCCACCUCCUCCAAGGACUCCUGAAACUCCUCCCCUUCCUCCUGGCUCUCCUGAAAGUCCACCACCACCACCUGUAUCAAAAGAAAUUUCCCAUAGAUUAGAAGGAACUAUUACUAAUUCAUAUAGUUGUGAAGAAAGAGGUUUAGGAACUUUAGACAAUCCCCCUCCUCCCCCUCCUCCCCCUAUGUCUCCUGGUACACCACCACCCCUUCCAUUACCUUCAGACACCCCACCUCCACCUCCUAUGUCACCAGGAACCCCUCCACCACCUAACAUGUCUCCUCAGAGCCCCCCUAAUCGAAAUUCAUUGAAAAAUUCACCACCUUCGUUUAAAAAUCUCCCAUCAUUGUCACCAAGAGCAUUUUCACCAUCACAUCUAGAAUCUCAUGAAAACUGUGCCAAUCCUGUCUUAAAUUCAGAGUCAUGCCUUAAGGAUAGUAUGCUUCAGGAGGACAAUCUAGAAAGAGAUACACCAUCACCAUUACCUGAUUGUACUUUUGAAUGUCCUAAAUCUCCUUCACCCCAGUUUGGUUCUCCAUCAUCUUCACGUUCUCCCUCUCCAUCACCAAUUCCAGCUACAAGACCGAGGAGUCCCCUCCCAUCUGUAGUAAACAUGUCACAAUCCCUAAGAGUAGUUGCUCCUCCAAGUCCUUCUCUUGUUCCAUUAAAAACAGAAAUUCUAUCACCUAGGGUGCCUAUACCUGACAUUCUUUCGCCAACUAACUCUGUUAAAACAGACAUAAUGUCCCCACCCCACCAGAGUCCACGUCAAGGGAUUCUUUCCCCAACACAUCCAACUAGACCCAAGCUGAUAUCACCUGUUUCUUCGUGUCCAAAAUCACCAAAAGUCAGAAGUCCACCAAGAACACGUCCAAGAAGUCCAAUGGAUUUACCUGUUCCUAAAUGGAAGCCUGAUCCAGUAAUUAGACAGAAAAGGUCAUCUGAGUCAAGAACAUCAAUUUCUUCUAUUUCUUCUAUGUCAUCUGUUACUGAAGUUAUUGUCCCAGUGACUCCAAGACCAGUUACAAUUCCUCCCACAGCAGAGAAGCUACGAAGAUUCAGUGAAGAGGAGGGCCAUGAGUUGAGGGAAAGAUCUGCUAGUGGAGAGGGACAUGAUACUGCAGAGAGUGGCUUUGAUGAGGGAAGUGAUCUAUCUCCUGACCACAAGCCAGAAGCUACUCUCAAGGGAGAACCCCUUGAUGUUGACUCUAGAUCUCAAGAUAUAAUAGAAGGGGAAGGAGGGAAAGUGGAGGAUUCUGUGAAUGUAAAAACUGAAAUUAUGCCAAAGCUUGACUUUAAAAGUGAAGUAUUGGAUGAGCUUUGUAAAUUUGCUGAAGAAGGUGAUACAACAAUUUACACAGGACCACAAGGAAAGACAGUUAAAACAGAGGAUGAACAAGAACCCCCAAAGGAUGAAGAUCAAGUACCAGUAAUUACAAAGGGAGAGUCGUAUAUUAAAACAACUACGUUGAGAAAACCUCCAACUUCAUCCAAGAAAACGGAAUUGCCAAAGAGUUUAGAUCGAUCAACAACGCCAAAGAAAGAGGAAGCUGAAUCCCCUGUGAAUUUUCCUAGUCUAGCAAGUGUCAAGGAGGAUGCUAAUAAUAUGCCAAAGAGAACAUUAGGUUUUUUGAGAGAAAAAGAUAGCAAAGUGGAAGACAAAGUGUUGACACCUGUAGAUGCGGUAAAACUUCCAGUGAAUGGGACCAAAGUGUCAGAUUUGUUGAGCAAAAAUAAAAUACCUGAGGUUUCUCAUUCAAAAACUAAUUUAGAAAAAAAUACAGAGAUAGUUAGCUCUAAUGAAAAAGUUGAAAAGAACGCUGGAAAAGAUUUGGAAAAAACAAAGAGCUUGAGUGAGCCUACACACAGACACAAAUCAACUUCUGGAACUUCUAGUAGUAAGAAAUAUGAUUGUGCAAAGUGUCACAAGCGCAGCAAAAUUAAACGUUACAAUAUUGGUGUACAGUGCCGACGAGAUAAGACAGACUCCAAGUCUUCACCAAAUUCGUUGUCUGGAUCAGCGCCAUGUGUGAACCAACCAGUUUUUGCAAAAGUGGACUUUGGAAGUAAGCACAUAUCUUUACCCAGACCUCCAUGUAAUGGUAAGCCUGGUUUGGACAAGUACAAAUAUGCCAAUUAUAUGCAUGUGGAAACAUAUCCUAAUGGAGAUGCAACAGUAGUGCAUAUGUACCAAGAGGAAAUUGAGCCUCUUAGUAAGGAAGAGCAAGAAGAGUUAGCAGCUGAGUUUUUAGAGGUUGUGUUUUCUGAAGAUGAUAAUGGGUUUGCCCAUCAUGUUUGUGGUAUUGUCCACAAUGCUGCCAGAUACAUGCCAGACUUUCUAGAUUAUAUGAGUGAGAAACAUCCGAACCUCUUUGUAAAGGCUGGAGUUAUUGGCCACAUUGGAAGAAACUCAGACCUGGAGACAUAUACAAUGGAAAAAUAUAAGGAUGAGGUGUACAGAACAUAUUGUAAUGGCACCUUCCGCACCGGUCCUCUGCAUCAAGUCAGUCUUGUUGGGACAGUACAUGAAGAAGUGGGUGGCUAUUUUCCCCAUUUCCUCAACAUGAUGGAAGAAAAUCCAUUCCUUCGGAGGGCGAUGCCUUGGGGUCCUAUGUCUAUAAUAAAUAUGAGUUCGCCACAGCAGAGUAACGAUGGACCUAUCUUGUGGAUUCGACCUGGAGAACAGCUCAUACCAACAGCUGAACUGGGUAAAUCUCCAGCUAAAAGAAAAAGAACAGGAAUUAAUGAAUUGCAACGGCUUCAGUAUCUACCACGAGCCACUAAUGCCAGGGAAAUGAUGUUUGAAGACCGAACUAAAGCUCAUGCUGACCAUAUAGGAGCUGGACUUGACAGGAAAACUACUGCAGCUGUUGGAGUGUUGAAAGCUGUCCAUUGUAGCCACGAUUACUAUCACAACCGUGUUGUGAAAGAUGUUGUAGCUUUUGAUGCACAUGACUUCCACGAGAUUGUAGAAAAACUUCAGCUAGACCUUCACGAACCCCCUAUAUCCCAGUGUGUACAAUGGAUAGAAGAUGCAAAACUGAAUCAGAUGCGGCGAGACGGUGUGCGAUUUGCCCGCAUCCAGCUGUGCGAUAAUGAUAUUUACUUCUUGCCUCGGAACAUCAUUCAUCAGUUUCGCACCGUGACUUCAGUUUGUAGUGUUGCAUGGCAUGUUCAGCUGAAGCAGUAUUACCUUCCUAAAACUUCAGAGAAGGAUAAAGAAAAGCUCUCUAAUGAGAAUUCCCCAGUCCUCUCUCCAGUAAAAAUAGACCUCACAGAGAAAAAGGAGAAGUCGUCAUCUGUUUCUUCAACGCCAUCUAAACAUCACAGAAGCCACAAGCAUGACAGAAAGGACAAACAUGAAAAGGAAAGGCACGAGAAGCAUAAACACAAACAUAGGGCCAAAGAUAAAGACAAAGACAAGCACAAAGACAAGGACCAUCAUCGAGGUGAACGGAGGAGUGAACACAAAAGCAAAAAGAGAGAGAAACCAGAGAAGGAUGAAACGGAGAAAGUAAAGAAAAGGCUAAGGUUGGACUCCAGUUCAUCAUUGGACGAGUCAGUUGUGGAAGGUAAGAACGAGAAAGCUAGUUCAGGUGAUAUAGGGGAGCCAGAGGCUAAGAAGCCUAAAGUAGAAGAGAAUGGACCAAUUGAUGAGAGUAAAAUGGAACCUAAAGAUGAGUCAAAGAUUGAACCUAAUGCCGAGUCAAAAUUGCUGCCAGAGGUAGCUGCUUCCCCACAAGAAAAUCAGGUAGAUAUUGAAGAUAAAAAUGUAAAUAAUAUACAAGAAUGUUCUGAGAAUAACAAAAUAAGCCUAGAGGUUGGUCAGUCAAAAAAAGAGAAUGGAAGCCUUGAAAAACCAAUUAGUGGUCCCAAAGUGAAAACCACUGGAGCAAUAAGCAGACCGAAAACUCCCAACAAAGUUGCCGGUGGCCAGCCAGCAUGUGAUGUUCUUGAAACCAUAAUGGCUGGAAUGUCACAGUCAGGAUGCACAAAUAAUGUCUGAGAAAAUGUGUUUUUCGAUACAGAAUUCCUUAAAUUUGUAGAAAACACUUGUGAGCUCGAAUUUUUUUGGAUGAAACUGAAGGAAUAUUAUAAAGACCGAGUUCCAUUAAUAAAUGAUAUGCAUUUAAUGCCUUAGAUACAUCAACAACUAUUUUGUGUGACCUCUUCAUGCUCUUCGUAUAAUAAUUAUUAGAAGAAACACUUCAUUCUUACAAAGGAUCUAAUUCUAAACAUACCCAGGUGAUUUUUAGUUGAAAUUCUUGUGUCCUCUAUAGAUAGAGAUGUAUAUUGCUGUAGAUAUGCUAACUUAUUUAUUCAUAGAUUUGACUAAAGUAGGGUAGAGUUCGGUAAUAAUUAAAUACCAGAAAGCCUUGUAAGUGAAUAUUUUGUGCCAGUUCUCUUCUUCAGUGGUAGCUUGCUUGUGAGAUUUAAAAGGCAUUGAGUAGUUAGCGUAAAGAAAGUGACAAAAUGCCUCGGAGAACUGAAGUUUUAACUGUUACUACAUAAUUGGGUAUUUCAUUUAUAUGCAAAGACAUAAAAGAUAUCUUGCCUGAUUAUUGUGCUUUUAGAGAAUGUGUUACCAGCUGACAUGGAGUAAUAAUAAAUAAUAAUAAUCUGGGGAUGCAUUGGAAUAAUUUUGGGAUGUAUGCUGUAUGAUAGUGUUACUGUAAGGACGGCCUCUGCUUGAAAAGGAUGUGCAAUAUAUAUAGUGUUCCUCAACAUAAUUUUUAAAUAAUUUUUUUUCUUUUAUAAGUGAAGAUAUUGUAUUUGCCACUCAGUUAAGGUAUAUAAUGGUAUAUACUUAUUAGUCAUAAUUGCUGCAGCAAAUACGAUACUCUCCAUACGAUUUAUUUUUCCCGUUCUUAGCCUUUUAAAAUUUACUUAGAAAAUGUUAUAAUUUCAUUGGUUAUGAUUCAAAAUCAAAAUCUUAAAUACUUAUAUAUAGUAUAGUUAAAUAUGUCUAUUCAGUAUCACACACAGAUAGAAAGUUGCUAUUUUUUAGUUUAGGGCAAAUAUCGGUUAUAGUUUUUUUUAGCAUUUUGAUUGUUUUUUAUAUUAGUUAAAAUGAGAUUUAAAAUUUGGCUUGAAGAUGGAGUUAAAGAUCUUCAGAUUUUAUAAAAAGAGAUUCAUUAUCAAGUUUUAAUGAUAAUAAGCAAAGAGAUUUGACCUAUUUAUCCAACACUGGUGAAGCUCUGUUGUGAAUCCCUGGUGGUUAUUUCUCCUUAGUAUUUCAGUGGCUUCUAAAAAAUUACUGCAUGAUAUAUAUGUAAAUAGCAUAGCAUUGGUUGUUAUUGCUAAGUUGGAUUCAGCUUAGAACAUCUGAAAACUUCAUAAGCACAGAUUAUCAUUUUCAUGUCGGUGUAUUGGUAGCUAAUGUUACACGAACUAUUAAAAUUUAUUAUCCCGCUGUUACAGCCCAGUAAUUUAUUGAGUAUUGCUUGUUGAGGAAAAGCCAGGUGAAAUGCAUCAAAUCAUUUACUAGCUUGUCAGUAGUAGCGUUGACUGAGCACCACACAAAUUUUGCGUUACACAGUUUAUGUUCGACAUUUGAUUCAUCACCCUUAUGGUUGCAUUUGAGUAACCAUAUAGUACUUAAGCUAUUAAUAUAGUUAUAAUUUCUUAACUGGUUAUGAGUUGUAUACCGUUUUCACUCAAGGACAUGAACGUAAAGGCUGUGAGUGCCUCGGCGAGAAUGAAUGCUAAGAUUAACACUGCAAUUCACUGUUAGCAUAUCUGGCACCAUUAUUGCUUUCACCCCCCUCCCCCCUCAGUGAAGAUAGCAUAUGUUAGUUUAAGCUGCUGUAUCAGUUUCCAGUGGUGUAUGCGCGCUAGGUUAGUUUUAAAGUUUUCCUGACAGUACAAAAUUACUUGGGGAACACUGAGCAAUGUUGCUGACAAGGUUCCUGUGGCAAAUAUGGUAUUUCACCAAUUUAUGCCAAUUUCUAUGUCGCUUGUCAGCCCAUUUGUAGAGUAUAAUAUUUGGGAAAAUGAUUGAUGUGUUAUCAUACUUGAGAAUAUUGGAAACUGUGAAGAUGUUUAAUGCAAACCCUGAUAAGCAUAGUGUUAUUUUUACAUCACAGAAAUUAUAUAUAGAUACUUUUUUUGUUUGCUUUUUAUAUUGUGAAGUACUGUAAUGUUGAAUGGUCUGAGGAAGGAAACAGUUGUAAUACUAUUUUUAAAGAUAAAUACUGGGAAGAUGGUUAUUGAUGAGGUAUUGUGAAUGCUGGGGAGUUUGGUGGAAAAGAUUAGUCUUAUUGGAACAAGAAAAACUAUUGCUCUUCACUUACGUUGAUAUCAGCACGAGUUGUUUUAAUCAUUUGUUGAUUCUUGUAAAUGUUUCACUAUUUUUGAUUGAUCAAGUGUCAAGCACUGGACAUACUUUAAAGUUUAGGACAUAAUCUGUAUUUUCAGUUUUAUGGCUCGUAAAACAUUAUCCAUUUACAGCUGGAUGUUUUCCGGAUGAAGGUGUAUGCCAACGACAUUGGAGAUAAAUUUUUAUUAAAAAUUUUCUUUUGA
This is a messenger RNA of Cherax quadricarinatus, 7636 nucleotides long. Its product is annotated as lysine-specific demethylase 9. The record is from RefSeq and is a predicted model, not a curated record. Lineage: Eukaryota; Metazoa; Arthropoda; Malacostraca; Decapoda; Parastacidae. Gene Ontology annotation, cellular component: nucleus.